AUGGCCGACUACGAGGAUGACUACGACUACGAAAACUACGGCGAGGAAGAGGAGGGCAUCACGCCCGAGGACUGUUGGACCGUCAUCUCGUCAUUCUUCGAGACAAAGGGCCUCGUCUCCCAGCAGACUGACUCAUUCGACGAGUUUACGCAGACGACGAUUCAGGAUCUCGUGAAUGAGUACUCGACCAUCACCCUCGAUCAGCCCAACCCGCCCUCGGAGCCAGGCCGCAAGAUUGCUCUUCGUCGCUAUGAAAUCAAGUUCGGCACUGUCAUGGUUUCUCGCCCUACAAUCUCCGAGACUGACGGCACUGUCACGUCGCUCCUGCCGUACGAAUGCCGAGACCGCAACUUGACGUACGCGAGCCCUCUCUAUAUUAACAUCACCAAAAAGGUCUCGGCCGCCAUUGAGAAGGAGGUGGCCCUACGCGACAUGGACGAUGCCCAACAGGAUGAAUACAAACGCACCGGCGAGAACCCCACCAAGCUGGUUUGGGAGGAAGAAGAUAGCGGCGAAGACCAGGAUACGAACAAGCCCGCAGACUGGAAAAACAUGAUCUUCGUUGGCAAGCUUCCCAUCAUGGUCAAGUCCAAGAUUUGCCAUCUCAGCCAAGAGUCGGACGAGAACCUCUUCCUGGUCAACGAGUGCCCCUACGACCAAGGCGGCUACUUUGUCAUCAACGGCAGCGAAAAGGUCCUCAUCGCCCAGGAGCGGUCGGCCGCCAACAUUGUCCAGGUCUUCAAGAAGGCCCAGCCCAGCCCCUUCAAUUACACGGCCGAGAUUCGAAGUGCGCUCGAGAAGGGAUCGCGGCUCAUCUCCAGCCUCAUGCUGAAGCUGUACGGCAAGGGCGAUUCUGCUCGCGGUGGCUUUGGCCAGACUAUCCACACGACGCUUCCCUUUGUCAAGUCGGAUCUGCCCGUCGCCAUCGUCUUUCGGGCUCUGGGCGUUGUCUCCGACGAGGACAUUUUGAACCACAUCUGCUACGACCGCAAGGAUAGUCAGAUGCUUGAAAUGCUUCGUCCUUGUAUUGAGGAGGCCUUCUGUGUCCAGGAUCGAGAGGUGGCCCUUGACUUCAUCGGUAAGCGAGGCAAUCGAGACCAGGCUGGCCUGGGACGUGAGAAGCGAGUGCGCGUCGCCAAGGACAUCUUGCAAAAGGAGACGCUUCCCCACAUCUCCCAGUCCGAGGGCAGCGAGACGCGGAAGGCCUUUUUCCUUGGUUACAUGGUUCACAAGCUCCUACAGUGCGCGCUGGGACGGCGAGAGCCAGACGACCGUGAUCAUUUCGGCAAGAAGCGUCUGGACCUGGCGGGCCCCCUCCUGGCCAAGCUGUUCCGUGGCAUCGUUCGGCGGAUGAACACGGAGCUCUCCAAUUACCUCAGACGCUGUGUGGAGAGCAAUAGGCACUUCAAUUUGGCAGUGGGCAUCAAGCCAGGCACCCUGUCUAAUGGGCUGAAGUACUCGCUUGCAACGGGCAACUGGGGCGACCAGAAAAAGGCCAUGAGCUCGACGGCCGGUGUCUCCCAGGUGCUCAACCGCUACACUUUUGCCUCGACCUUGUCGCAUCUGCGGCGCACCAACACCCCCAUCGGCCGAGACGGGAAAAUCGCCAAGCCGCGCCAGCUGCACAACACGCAUUGGGGCCUCGUCUGCCCGGCCGAAACCCCCGAGGGGCAGGCCUGCGGCCUGGUCAAGAACUUGUCGUUGAUGUGCUAUGUCAGUGUCGGCUCUCCCUCGGAGCCUCUGAUCGAGUUCAUGAUCAACCGGGGCAUGGAGGUGGUGGAAGAAUACGAGCCCCUGCGAUACCCGCAUGCCACAAAGAUUUUCGUCAAUGGAACCUGGGUGGGCGUGCACCAGGACCCUAAGCACCUGGUCAGCCAAGUGCUCGACACGCGGCGCAAGUCGUAUCUGCAGUUCGAGGUGUCCCUCAUCAGAGAAAUCAGGGAUCAAGAGUUUAAGAUCUUCUCUGAUGCCGGACGAGUCAUGCGACCGGCCUUUACCGUGCAGCAGGAAGACGAUCCCGACAACGGGAUCGAGAAGGGCCAUCUGGUUCUGACCAAAGACCUGAUUGGCUGGGAGGGUCUCAUCCGCGUCGGAGCGGUAGAGUAUCUGGAUGCCGAGGAGGAGGAGACGUCCAUGAUCUGCAUGACUCCCGAGGACCUGGAGCUGUACCGCCUUCAAAAGGCCGGCGUCGCGCUGGACGAGGAUCCCGGCGACGAUUUGAACAAGCGACUCAAGACGAGGACCAACCCGACAACUCACAUGUACACCCACUGCGAGAUUCAUCCCAGCAUGAUCCUGGGCAUUUGCGCCAGCAUCAUUCCAUUCCCGGAUCAUAAUCAGUCACCUCGUAAUACCUAUCAGUCCGCCAUGGGUAAACAGGCCAUGGGCUUCUUCCUGACCAACUACUCCCGCCGCAUGGACACCAUGUCCAACAUCCUCUACUACCCCCAGAAGCCGCUCGCCACGACCAGGUCCAUGGAGUUCCUCAAGUUCCGGGAGCUGCCCGCUGGCCAGAAUGCGAUUGUGGCCAUUGCUUGCUACUCUGGAUACAACCAAGAAGACUCCGUCAUCAUGAACCAAAGCAGCAUUGACCGAGGUCUUUUCCGAAGCCUCUUCUUCCGGUCGUACUCGGACCAGGAGAAGAAGGUUGGCCUCAACUAUACCGAGGUGUUUGAGAAGCCCUUCCACCAGAGCACGCUCCGCAUGAAGCACGGCACAUACGACAAGCUUGACGAGGACGGCAUUGUCGCGCCUGGCGUCCGCGUCUCCGGAGAGGACAUCAUCAUUGGCAAGACGGCGCCGAUCGACCAAGAGAGCCAAGACUUGGGGACGAGGACGAGCGUGCACCAGAGGCGCGACAUCUCAACCCCGCUGCGCAGCACCGAAAACGGCAUCAUCGACUCGGUCGUGGUCACGGUCAACGCGGACAAUGUCAAGUACGUCAAGGUGCGGGUGCGGACGACCAAGAUCCCCCAGAUUGGCGACAAGUUUGCGUCUCGCCACGGACAAAAGGGCACCAUUGGCGUCACGUACCGACAAGAGGACAUGCCGUUUACGAGAGAGGGUCUCACGCCCGACAUCAUCAUCAACCCUCACGCCAUUCCGUCGCGAAUGACGAUUGCUCACUUGAUCGAGUGUCUCCUUAGUAAAGUUUCCACAUUGGAGGGCAUGGAGGGUGAUGCGACGCCGUUUACCGACGUGACGGUCGAUUCGGUGUCGGAGCUGCUGCGGAAGCACGGGUACCAGUCACGUGGCUUCGAGAUCAUGUACAACGGACACACGGGGCGCAAGCUGAGGGCGCAGGUCUUUUUUGGGCCUACAUACUACCAGCGGCUUCGUCACAUGGUGGACGACAAGAUCCACGCCCGCGCCCGCGGCCCGGUCCAGAUCAUGACGAGACAGCCCGUCGAGGGUCGUGCGCGUGACGGCGGUCUCCGGUUCGGAGAAAUGGAGAGAGACUGCAUGAUUGCCCACGGCGCAGCGGCCUUUUUGAAGGAGCGGUUGUUUGAGGUGUCGGAUGCGUUCCGAGUCCACGUCUGCGAAAUCUGCGGACUCAUGACCCCGAUAGCGAACCUCUCCAAGCAAUCGUUUGAAUGCCGGCCUUGCAAGAACAAGACCAAGAUUGCCCAGAUCCACAUCCCGUAUGCCGCUAAACUCUUGUUCCAGGAGCUGCAGUCCAUGAACAUUGCGGCGAGGCUGUUCACGAACCGUUCUGGCGCGUCCAUCAGAUAA
Messenger RNA from Hirsutella rhossiliensis, 3732 nucleotides. RefSeq names its product DNA-directed RNA polymerase II subunit RPB2. Gene Ontology annotation, cellular component: RNA polymerase II, core complex. NCBI's taxonomy places the organism in Eukaryota, Fungi, Ascomycota, Sordariomycetes, Hypocreales, Ophiocordycipitaceae. Gene Ontology annotation, biological process: DNA-templated transcription. Bases 1 to 3732 code for a protein of 1243 amino acids. Gene Ontology annotation, molecular function: DNA binding; DNA-directed RNA polymerase activity; ribonucleoside binding. The record is from RefSeq and is a predicted model, not a curated record. The transcript has 4 exons.